AUGUUUAUGAUUUUGCCUGCCGCUAUUCUUUUGGGUCUUGCACUCCGUGGUGCUGCUUGCACGGGUGAUCACUUGCAUGCUCGUGACACCUAUGGUCAUGAACAUUUGGGCAAGCGUGAGUACCCACAGGUUCCAAUAACUCCUCCCUACCGUCCUCUCGUCUGGGGAGAUUUCAAUGUGAUCCAUACCACCGACACUCAUGGCUGGUUACUUGGUCACCAAAAGCUGACAUUCCCUGAACCAGACUACAGUGGGGACCUUGGAGAUUUUGCUAGUUUCGUCACGCAUAUGAAAAAAAUCGCGAUCGAAAAGGACGUCGACCUACUUUUGGUAGACUCGGGGGAUGUACAUGAUGGAACUGGGCUUUCUGAUGGUUAUCCCCCCGGUGGUGUUGACGCGCAUGAGUCAAACAAGUUUCUUGAGCGCCUUCCGUACGAUGUCAUGACUAUCGGAAACCAUGAACUGUACAUCUAUGCGGAUACAUAUGACAUGUACACGAACUUCGUCCCUUAUCUUGAUGGGCGGAGUGUGCCAGUUGGCAAUCGCUACACCAAGUUCACCACAAGGAAAGGCCGUCGCAUCACUUCUCUUGGGGUCCUAUAUGAUUUCACUGGGAAUGACGUGAACACGGACUGGCCUACUGUCUUUGACGCUGUUCGAGCUGUGCACCCCUCUGACGCCCAUCUUAAUCUUUGGAGCCACAUCCGUGACUGCCAACAGUAUGAUGGUCGUUCCAUGGCUCUCGAAAGCGGACGCUACAUGGAGACAAUCGGUAUGCUGCCCAGGGCAACGCCAACAACAUUUCUUUUCACAAGGAGAUAUUUGGACCAGAACCGUGUGACCUACGAGUACCACACUCAAAUGUCAAACCAAACGUUUGACACCGCCUAUGGGCGCUCGAUCACUGACGGUCUGCAGGAGCUCGCGGUCAACUUUGAUUUAUCCUAUCUGUACGGAACAGCCCCACAAGAUUAUACCAUCAACCAGAACCCAUAUCCUUCCAACGGAUCCCUUCUAUCUCUUUUCAUUGCAGAUGCUAUUCCAUACGCUCUCUCCAUUAACAAUACGCGUGAUUCCAUCCCAGCCAUAUUUAUCACCAAUUCAGGAUCUCAACGCUUCAACGUCUUCCAGGGACCAUUCACCAAGAACGAUCAGCUCACCGCCUCGCCGUUCACGGAUUCAUUCUUGUAUAUCCCCAACAUCACAUUUAGCAUCGCAAACCAGGUCCUUCCGGCUUUGAACAAUGCUGGCGCGAGUGAGAAACGGAAGCGAGAUGAGGUUGAAAAGGAACUUUGGGGCCGUGGGAUUGUUGAUACUCGGUACAGAUCCUGGUUAGAGGAGAUGGAUCGGCGUGCUGGAAUGGGUAGACGAGAAGCAACGGCAGGCAAUUUGACGCUUGGAUAUGUCACGGUCGAUUCGUGCCCUGGUGCUGGAGAUGACACGCUGCACAUGGCGUUGCCCUACUAUUCGGUUCCAGACUUCAUUGGCUCGAACCCGCCUAACGUGACGGACGACACACCUAUAGAUCUUGUCUUCGUCGACUUCAUUGAAGCGCAACUCCUUGGCAUUCUCAACGGCUUGCAGAAUGCGGAGAACUACACCACCGCUGAUGUUUCACUGUACAGCCCGACGCUAUCUAACGCAGCACUGGGCCUAUAUGCUCAGGCUGAGUGGAACUGA
Suillus subalutaceus is the source of this 1680-nucleotide messenger RNA. RefSeq names its product 5'-nucleotidase. Gene Ontology annotation, biological process: nucleotide catabolic process. Gene Ontology annotation, molecular function: hydrolase activity. The record is from RefSeq and is a predicted model, not a curated record. The transcript has 17 exons. NCBI's taxonomy places the organism in Eukaryota, Fungi, Basidiomycota, Agaricomycetes, Boletales, Suillaceae. Gene Ontology annotation, cellular component: cytosol. The coding region runs from base 1 to 1680 and encodes 559 amino acids.